AUGCAGAAGCGGCGGCAUGCGAUGGAUCUGGUGAUCCGCGAGCUGCUAAAGGACCAUGGCUCGCAGAGCCAUUAUCCCAUCGGCAAGCUGCAUGAGCUGGGCGGCGCAUGCGGGUCAAACGAGCCGCCAGCGCAGCCUGCCGAGCCUGCGUCGGUUCUGUCAGAUGCCAUUCCGUCGUGGUUCCUGAUCAAGCCCACGCCGGAGCUCGAUGGCGUGCAGAUCCUGACGCACAACUACUCGGUGAUUACCGGCGAGUCAGCCGAUAAUGUCUUGGCUGCCACUCGCCAGCUGCUACGGAUCGCGCUGCAGGCUGCAAACACGCGGCUACUGCUGGAGGAGAUGGCAGAAACCCACUUGUGCCCGAGCAUGCUGGUUGUGCCCGACCACAAAUCGCGCAGAGAAAAGAAGGCAGGCCAGGCUGUUCUGCUGGAGUCGCAGUCAGACAUGCCAGCUACAGCGGCUACAGCAGUCUCCGCAUCUGUAGCCACAUCCGGCCAUCCGCAGCUUGCUCCUGAGGCCUUGAGUGCCGGUGGCCCAUACGACAUCGCGUCCGCUCAAUACAUGGCCACGUUCCCGCUCCAGUAUCGGACUCGUGCCAAAGUUGCAAUCCAGACCGUCAUCUCUGCUGGCAUGGUCAACAACCGCAUCGAUAAUCGGGAGAGCAUGUUCUUUGUGCGCGAUGGGCAGUCGAUCUUUUAUGCCAGUCUGGAUGAAGGCAUACUUAGUGAUACUGACGGCACUCUGCUGGAUGCGACGGUAGAGCCGGGAUCAGCCGAAUUGGCGCUGCCUGAGUCAGCAGUUGCAGAGCUCGGCCAGUCAACCAGCGAUUCGGCGAGUCCAGGCAGUGGGGCUCACACCGUUGCUACAACGUCACCAGAUCCAUCGGCGUUCACGCCCUAUGGCCAGGCCAAUGCAUGCACCACGCAAGCAGCAGCUGGUCUGCGCAAACGAUCGCCGCUAGUGCCUACAGUCAAUAUAGCAGCGCUUUCCAGUCUUGUGACACGGACGGAGGCUGCGACGCCAGCAGGAUCCAGCAAUACGGCGUUCUAUGCCGGCUCACCGCGGCGUGGUACUGGUCGGCGCAAUAUGCCUGAGACCGCGCCGCCAUCGGCCGUCCCGGGCUCGCCAACCGGCAGUCGGUUCAUGUUGUCCUCUUUGACAAAUCUUCAAGGCCAGCGUGGCCGAAACUCGAUCCCGGCGCCCAGCAAUGUAUCGAGCUCGUCUCCGCUAAUGCCGCCGGCCUUGUCGCGGUCACCGACUAUGCCUGGCACAAGCACGGUUCUGGCGACCGUAGCUGGUGAUACCAGUCCAGUGAAGCCCCAGCCGCCGCAGUCUCCACAUGAGGACAAGAGGGCAGAUGGAGCCUGGCGAGGCAGCCUUAUUCAGCAGAUCGGCGAGCUAAUCACGGCAUUGGUGACUAUGCCGUCCAUCUCCGACUCUUUGGUUCGCCGUGUGCCCUUAAACAGUCAGGAUGUCGGGAUUCUGAUGCCGCACUGCAACCCCGAGCCCACGAUCGUCUACCUGCCGUUGCCACAGCGACUGGGUGAUCUAAUGCAGCCAUUCUCGCCGUCACAGAUUGCGCUUGGUGCAGUACGCCACACAUAUAAGCACCUGCGGCAGAGGCACUAUCCGGGCGAAUCGAUUGAGGAGAUCGAGUACGGUAGUCAUGACGAUGGAGAGCCCCCCUGGAACAUGAAGCUUGGUGAGAUGAUGUUUAUGUACAACUUCAACGCCAAAAGCUAUCACCAGCCUGCGCCCGAGAAGGCCGAUAUCGGAUCGGGUGUCGCGGUAGUCCAAGUUUUGCCGCUGAACCGUGACCGGCAGACUGAGAGACCAGCUGGUGGUCACGAACCAGCGAAGCCAGCAGGGGCUGGGACUGGAGAACGUCUCUACAUCCGGACAAGCAGGCGGCAAGCAGAAGUCCACCUCAGCCUCGAAGGGGCGCAGCAGGUGCCACUGAUGAGUGACACGCUGGAGAGCCAGUCAUCGCCUGAGCUCCUGCGUCGCCCGUCGCACACGCCCUCGCCCUUGGCACAGUCUCGGUCUGGGUCGCGCACCAACGAUAGCACCCCGCCGAGGGAGUACCUGCGACAGUUUGAGCGGGCACGCGGGCACCUGAAGCUGGAUCCAGCUAAAUCAGCCAACAUGAACGAAUCUGAUGAAGGAGCAGUGUGGACCAGGGCCACCAUCCGCCUGGACCGUUUGCUCACGUACAUUUCGCGCGUGUACUGGACUGCGCUCGGCGACUAUGUAUCUGAACAGAUCCUUUAUCCAGUGCUUUCAAGCAGCUGGGCAUCCCAUGCGACACCGCUGAUGAGUCUGCCCGACCCGACGCGGCCAGCCACGGUCUAUGCGCAGAUCGAGCAGGCUCCAUUGGGCCAGUCUCACACAGCACUGCUUCAUACACGCGAUGCAUGCCUACCCAAAGCGCCCUGUACAUUUACAGAAGCGUCCAAGCAGCAGGUGCGCGCAAUGGAGGUGGCACGGCAGAUGGCCCAGUACUGGGGCCGUGAGGACUCGGUAAAGUCUGUGCUCUACCACCGCCAGAAGCUUCCCAGGGUUACAGCCAUCUCAGCAGUGCCUGAGCUGUUCCGGCUGCUCGAGAACCCUCUGAUUCUGACCGACCCAGAUCAGCCAAUCGUUGAUCUGCCGACAUCGCUGUUCCCAGCGUUCUCAUUCCGACGCCGCGGAAUGCGCGACAAGACCGAGCUUGCGCUGAAGGGCACGCGCCAGUCAUUCUGCAUCAUGAGCAAGCUGGCAGUAGCCGAUAUCAUUAAUCUUCAGAAGCAGGAGCAAGCAGCCGCAUAUACGUCACGAUCGACAAAGUCGCACAGUGUGUCGCCGGCUAGGCGGCCGCAGCGCGGAUCAGCGGCAGCCAGGCCCAACAGCGGCGUUGGUAGCAGUGCACGCGGCACGCCAAACUAUGCUCCAGGAACACAGGGAUGGUCCACGCAGCAGCAGCAGCAGCCAGCAGGCCGCGGCGGUCGGGGCAGCCGUAUGUCGUUAGCAACGGCUCGACAUGGCAGCUCGGGCGUGAACAGAAAGCUGCCGCCGCCGUCCGAGUACAAACCAAUCGCUGAUCCUGAUCCACCACAGAUCAGUGCUGGUCCAGAUUGCUUCCGGCAGUCAACCAUUACCUGGCUGGCAAUAUGGCUGGUGGGCGGCGAGCUCGAAAUGGUGCUCUGGCAGGCAGUCGGACUGGAGCGCGAGAGUCGUCGCAAGCAGCUGCUGGGUAUGAUUGCGUCGCAUAUGGUCGGUGUCUUCCCUGGCUACGACAUGACAGCUCUCAACAGCGGGGUCGUCAGCUCAUGGCUUGAUCGGAACGUGACGCGCGACAUUAUCAAUAAGUUUGCACUUGAGACGCAGCUGUCGUGCGACGACCAGGUGCACUACUUUAACCUGGAAAGGUACAUGUCACCCGAGUACAUGCAGCUAGUUGGCAUCGAGGAGGGGUCGGCUGAGCUCGCCAUGAUCAUGGCCAACCCACCUGUCAGCGGCAUGACUGAGAACGACAUGAAGAUGGAGCUCACUUUGCGCCAUCUGCAGCCAGAGCAUUUGCGGUGGGCGCGCAAGCUGACGUUCAUUGACUACACGACAGCCCUACUGAUUCGCUACGACGAGCUGAUGCGCAUUGCUGAGCGCUGGCGCCGUCAUGCAGCAAUCAACAGCCUAGCGUACUCGCACAUCGGGUACCCGCCAGCUAUGAUGUCGCUGGGCUCAAUGACUGUUGACACUCACGAGUCUUCGGCAGAUGGUCGCAAGGCGGCCGGGGACACCGAAGAGCCGGAGCAGGGCGAGAGUGCAUCAAAGGAGAAGCCGCCGCCUGCAGAGAUGAUCAUGGAAAACGCCCGGCUGCUGCACUUUGUCUGUGCACCCUUGCCGCUGACCAGUGCUCUGAAGCCAAACACCCUUGAUGUCCGUGGCUUCCUGCGACUGCUGUGUGUCAUAUCGGCGCUUUUGCAGAACCUGGCAGAUUCGUAUAUCGACUAUCUGUGCAGCACGGGGUAUGUUGUCACGAAGCGGUUCGAAGAGCAGUACUCAUGGAAGGAUGCGCUCAGCUCUCUUGGGUAUUCAGCCGAGCAGAUCCAACGGUUUACGCAGCAGGCUAGCCUGAAGCAGUCUGCCAAGCUGCCAUAUAUCCAAGUGCCACGGGCCUACCUCCGAUUCACUUCUGAAUGGCGAUCGGCUGUGCCUGGCUACGUCAAGUCGUCGGUCAAUCCGCAAUCGAUCAAGCGAUUCACGCUCGAGCUGUCAAAGUUCAAAAAGCUGCUGCACGCAAAGAGCUUUGUGUAUGACUUCCAGCUGCGCUAUGUAGCAUCUCUCCUCAAGCCCCUUGCAGCAGACGACCUGCCUGCUAGUGAUGCUGGUGAUGACGAAGACGACGACGAUGAUGAUGAUGAGAUAGCCAGCCAGAUGGGCAUUGAUGGGCGCAAGUGGAAUGCUCGGCUGAAGCGCGAUAUCAAGCGGACUGUAGCCCAGUCGCUGCACGUUCAUGUCGAUCUGAUGCGGUUUUUCAAUGCGCUGGCGCAGCAACGAUACUACAGCACACGCUUUUCGUCGCGCCGCCUGGUACGCACGCAGUUUGCCUACUUCUUGGACCACUCGGAGCGCUACCACUACUACACCGCUGGUACAAGGCCCCUGAUUGACCGUCACAAUAGCCAGCCUGAGGAUGCUGGUUCGCAGGAUGAUAAUGCGUCUCUGUUCGCAGGCUGCUACCGGCUGUACGAAGGUGUGCAGGCCCAGCUGCAAGAAUCUCAGUACGGAAAUGCGCUGGGCGAUCCAUUGCAGAUGAGCGGGCAUAUGGGGCUUUCGCCACAGUUUGGGUCGUCGCUGGGAUUAGGUAGUCGCCCGCUGAGCUCGCUCCACCACCAGCACCUGGGUGUGGCCAAGGGCAUCAAUAUUGCGGCAUCCGCACCUGAGCCUGCGUUCUAUAUUCCGCGGCGCCGCAAGAAGUCGGCAGAUCUAUCACGCGCCGGAGAAACACUCACCACGCACCACCGCAGAGGAUCAAGCAUCAUGUCCCUGCACAAUGACGAGCGCCAACCAGCUGAGCAGCGCCGAGCCGCACCACCGCUAGCUGCCUCUUACGCAGUUGGGUCGCAAUACCUGGAACACAUGGGCAGGGCACACCAUGGCCCGAAAGCACCAUCAUUCUCGUCCAAUCCGACAGUCCCUCCGCCGUCGCCUAAGCCUCCACAGUCAUCUCUGGCGCUCACCUCCAGCAUCGUACCUAGCACACACGGCAUUGCUGCCAAGUCAUUGGACUUUACUCUGCACGAGUAUGCGGACAGUAAAGUGCAUUUGCGCCAGAACGACUCGUUUGUGCGUGUUGCCCUGAUGGCAAUGACGCCUGACUGCGACUGCUGUCGGAAGGAGAGCGAGGCUGCAGCUCAACAGAGCAAGGAACGACAGCGCAAGUCGCAAGUCGACCUGGGUGCACUGGCAACCAAACCACACCACCGGCAUCACCACCACCACCACCAUCGACAUAAGAAGCACAGGCACCACAAGCAUGCAGCUGGCGAUGGUGAAAAGGAGGAACGGAAGAAGCACCGCACCAAAAAGGCCGGUGACAAUAUGCUGGUUGACCACAUCGAUGAUGUGUUUAUCCAGACCAUUCGCCCUGCAGGCCAGCUUACGCAGACCACCCGGCUUGGUGAGGGCCGGCCACCGCUCGAGGACGACACGUGCACCAGCCCACUAGACAGCGCUGCUCACGAAGCAUCUGCAUUUGUGUCUGGACUGCGGCAGACGCCGCUGCAACAGUGGAUGCACUCGCUGUCAAGUGGCAACACCAUUGACCUACAGCUUUCAGGCGACUCUGACGCAUCUGCUGAUGUUGUGCAAUCCGACAAUGCGCAUUUGACCUUCUACAUCAUCGUUGAUAUGGACCCAGAUACCACUGUUGGCCUGUCAAGCUUGAAGGAUGAGGCUGUGCGCGGUCGCAAUGGCUCGCUAGGGCCCCUGAAUGAGCCGCCUGUGAGCGAUCACAGUGACCUACUGCCGCUGCUGGGCAGAACUGCGGGUCGUACCUGCGACAAAUGCCAGGAGGCUGUUAGAAAUGGCAGACAACUUUGCUCCUUGCAUCGCAUUGCUAGUGUACUGUCAGCGGACAUGCGUGACUGGGAGAGCAAGGGGCAAUCAUCGACCGUAGACCCAGACGAGUACGACCGCGAAGACCCGGAUAUCCUGAGCUGGGUGCGUGCCUCUGCGGGGCGACUUGUUCGUCACACGUUUAGCGACUACCAUCGCGACCUCAACUGGUACCGCAUAUACCACCAUCUGCGUAUGGCCGAUCUGCCAGGAUCGCUCGAUCCGCAUAGUUUGCGUGAGUUGAUCGUCUUCCUCGAGCGCCAAGGCUGGGUUGAUGUCGCCGAGUGUGAUCCAGAUAUCCGGCAGCUACUGGACCUGGACCUCCCUACGCGUCGCAUCAUCGAGGCAUUGCAGAUGCGUUUGCGGCGGCUGUACUUUGAACCAACUCUGGUUAUGUCGUCGAUGCAGUCGGUGCCCAGCGAGGCAGGUGCCACACAGAAAUCUGACAGUGACAUGCAUAAACCAACCCGGCGUCGCACCAGCCCCUCGCACCCAACUUGCACAUGCAGUCAUUUGGAACUCCGCGCGAUCUCAACACUGAGCCUGAACGCAACGCCACCAGCAACUCCCAUCAGCGAUGCUGCUGGAGAACCCCUGAGCCGCCAUUCGACGAUUGAGCCGCACGAGACCACUAUGCUACGUCGCUCACUGCCAUCCAAUCCUGUGUGCCCUACAGCCGCCAUCGAUGCCUAUGGGCGGAUUCUGCGCGGCCAGUCGUCAGACAAUAUUGACCAGGUUCUCCGGCUCUUGUCACCGUUGAGCCGUCGUCCAGCGCGCAAAAUCCUGAUGGAUCCGGCAUUCCAAAAGAUUCUCAGCUCGUAUAUCCAUUUGAGAAUUGCUGGUAGCCCAUGGUUCUGUCCCCAGCACGCCCGCACGAUCACAGCGCCCACGUAUCAAUGGUCGCUGGUGGCCGAGCUCCCUGCUGAAUCCCCCGACACUGCAGAGGCUCCAGUCAUAUCGUCAGCCGCACCACCGUCAGCCAAUGUUGGUGUGCAUCGCCGCAUGGCGUACUUGCACGAACAGUCAGCCAACCCACCACUGCGCAUGCGUCGCUCGCACGGUGCAAGCCGCAAUAGCGCGUCGGUCUCGUCGCUCGGCGUGUCACCAGCCAUCGGGGAUGCUGUCGACCACCAGGCUGUGCAUAGCUCCAAACAGAGCAUCAGCUCUGCUGCUGUUCCGCAUUCAGUAAGUCCUGUACGGCCCGAACGUGCACGAGUCGAGGCUCUUCCUGGCAGCCUACUUGUUGUUGACCCUGACGACUCUGAGUUCCACGCCCGCAUGCUGCUGCUGAACCCAUUCACGUUCCAUGGGAUUCUGGAGCUGCUGUUUGUGCGCGAUGAUAUGUGCGCAGAUGGUAUGCGCCUGAAACACGUUAGGGCCAUCUCGCGAUCACGGCACAGAGAUGGCCUGUAUGAGUAUGAGCGCAAGCAUGUGAACCUGGUGUUCUCGACAGUAUCUGCUGCCGCCUGGGACGCAAUGGCCCUCUGAUACCUGAAGAACACGUCCGCAUGCAUUGCUUUUUAUUUAAACGCUUCAUCUGCACUGGUUGAAAUAAAGAUAGCCUUUGUCCUAUCCUGCUU
Linderina pennispora is the source of this 7676-nucleotide messenger RNA. RefSeq lists its product as uncharacterized. The record is from RefSeq and is a predicted model, not a curated record. NCBI's taxonomy places the organism in Eukaryota, Fungi, Kickxellomycota, Kickxellomycetes, Kickxellales, Kickxellaceae. The coding region runs from base 1 to 7584 and encodes 2527 amino acids. The transcript has 35 exons.